AUGAAGCUAUGGGAGGCGUGUGGGCAAGGUGUAGCUGGCGCUGCCUCGCUCGAAAGCAUGCCGGUGGGCUCCAGAGGGCUGUAUUCUGGCCUUAUUCAAGUAAUUAUUGCCAGUGAUUUUGAGCUGUAUCAAAAUAACGAUAUUAUCCGUACCUCUAGCCGGUUAUUGAACCUUCUUCUGGUUCCCAACACGCCUCAAACUUGGCGUUCGAUAUUCUGGUUUGGGGCAGGGCUCAGCGUCCUCGCCGCUAGCAUAAGAGCAUCCCUCCCCGAGGGUGCUGUAUUCAAACGAUCAAGAGAAGUUGCUCGAAGAGGGAAUAUGACAGCUGUUGACAAAGCCGUAGUCUUCAUGCGCUCGCUUGGAAGGAUGUUCAAGGAUCAUUGGACUCUAUGGGUAUACGUGGCCUUCAAUUUGUCAGUCAACCUACCGUUCUCUGAUAUCACCGAAUUCUCAACCUUUGGUUCACAGCUGGCGCAUAGCUCGCAAGACUUGUAUACGACGUUCAUGCAAGCCAGCAAAGGGUUCUCUGCAUCCCUCGCUAACGAAGCGAACAUAAUAGGCGAAGCAGGAGCUCUCAUAGGGGGUGCCCUAGGGGGAUAUCUCAGCCAAUUCUUGGGUCGGAAAUUAACAGUUGUGUUCGCUUGUGUCUGGAGUGCUGCUUUCAUACCUCUGUGGAUACUACCGAGCUCCUGGGGUCGGCUAAGCAUCGGCGCAUUCUUCUUCCAAGUGGGCGUAAACAUAGCGUGGGGCGCGAUCGCAAUACAUCUCAACGAACUCGCACCACCGGCAUUCCGAGGAGCGUUCACCGGUACCGUGCACCAAAUGGGAAACAUGGCGAGCAGCGCGUCUGCACAGAUUCUUGUUGGUAUCCGCUCCCUAUUCAUACUGUCCCGGCUGAGCAGGAUCUUACAGGCUACUGCGGGUAUCACUCUGCGGAAGCAGGUCAAUGGUGUGGAUCAACCAGACUAUGGAACUAUUCAAGCAAUCAUGGCCGCCUUAUCGUGCGCAAUGGUCAUCAUAUGUACUUUCUUUGGCCCCGAGAGGCACUCCGCACACUUCGAAGAUGGUAGAACUGCUAUAGAAGAGGGUGUUGCUCGUAAAGAUAGGACAUCCAGCUAUAGCGGAGAAGAAGAUGAAGGUGAGAAGGUAACGGUAGAACACAUCGAACAUCGCUCCGUGCCCCCUGACUCCUAA
Pleurotus ostreatus (oyster mushroom) is the source of this 1194-nucleotide messenger RNA. RefSeq lists its product as uncharacterized. Bases 1 to 1194 code for a protein of 397 amino acids. Lineage: Eukaryota; Fungi; Basidiomycota; Agaricomycetes; Agaricales; Pleurotaceae. The record is from RefSeq and is a predicted model, not a curated record. Gene Ontology annotation, molecular function: secondary active monocarboxylate transmembrane transporter activity. Gene Ontology annotation, biological process: plasma membrane lactate transport. Gene Ontology annotation, cellular component: plasma membrane. The transcript has 13 exons.